CACGGACACCCCCACUUUGCCUCACACUUUCCUCAGACCCACGCCGCCUGCACGCGUGGGCGGGAAGCCAGGCGGCCCCGGGAGAUCUCCGCCGAAAUUCCCGUGUUUGCCAGAGGAGACACCGAAGGGCCGACUCAACCCCCACCUCAUUCCCCUCACCCUGUGCCGGUUCCCUCCCUCCCUGGCGAUCCCACAGCAGCCCCGACCCUCCCGCUCCCCUCACGUCAAGAGGAGGCCACACCGGGGGACGCCUCAGCCUCCGGGCAGCUGAGAAGAAAUUUGCCAGUGCAUUUGGCUCCCUGGAGGGCUUCUCAGCAUGUCUUUAGGUCCUUCAAAUCAGAACUUCAGCCAAAUCCAGCCAGUGAUGGAAUUGUCCAUGCUCCCCUUCAGACUUUCACUGAGGAGGAGACAAUGCUGAAAAACAUGGUGGCAAAAUUUGCUCAGGAACAAGUUGCGCCGUUGGUGCAAAAAAUGGAUGAGAAUUCAAAAAUGGAAGACUCUAUAAUACAGGGACUGUUUGAACAAGGGCUGAUGAGUAUUGAUCUUGGAGAAGAAUAUGGAGGGACUGGAGCUUCGUUUCUUUCUGUCAUAUUGGUGGUAGAAGAAUUGGCUAAAGUUGAUCCAUCUGUAGCUCUUCUAUGUGAACUCCAAAAUACACUAACAAAUAAGUUGUUUUCCACAUAUGGAACAGAAGAACAAAAGAGACUUUACUUGCCCAGGGUGGCUAAAGAUACUGUUGGCAGCUUCUGUCUUACAGAAGCUGGAUCUGGCAGUGAUGCUUUUUCUUUGAAGACUCGGGCUGAAAAGAAAGGAGACUACUAUGUUAUCAAUGGCUCAAAGAUGUGGAUUAGCUUAGCAGAACAUGCAGGAGUUUUCUUUGUGAUGGCAAAUGCAGAUCCAUCCUUAGGGUACAGGGGAAUUACAUGCUUCAUAGUAGAUCGUGACACAGAGGGACUGCAAGUGGGGAAGAAGGAGGACAAGCUUGGAAUCAGAGCAUCUUCUACCUGCCCAGUAACAUUUGAAAAUGUUAAGGUUCCUGAAACCAACAUCCUGGGACAGGUUGGACAAGGCUAUAAGUAUGCAAUUGGGAUGCUAAAUACUGGCAGAAUAGGUAUUGCUGCACAGAUGUUAGGACUGGCACAGGGGUGUUUUGACUACACAAUUCCCUACACAAAGGAGAGAGUCCAGUUUGGGAAAAGUAUAUUCGAUUUCCAGGGGAUGCAGCACCAGAUAGCUCAGGUGGCCACACAGCUGGAGGCAGCGAGGUUGCUGACCUACAAUGCAGCUCGGCUUGCUGAGAUGGGAAGGCCACACAUCAAAGAAGCCAGCAUGGCCAAGUACUAUGCUGCUGAGGUUGCCACACUGACAACAAGUAAAUGUAUUGAAUGGAUGGGUGGUGUUGGAUUCACAAAAAAUUAUCCAAUAGAAAAGUUCUAUCGUGACUGCAAGAUAGGUACAAUAUAUGAAGGAACUUCAAAUAUCCAGCUGAGCACCAUUGCAAAAAGCUUAGCACAGGAGUACUGAAACCAUAAGGACUUUUUUACUGUUAGCAGAAAUGAUUUCACUGAAUAUCCAUUGUGAAUUACAUGUUUAUUUGUAACUAUAAAGAUCAUACAUCAGGAGGAAUAUGAGACAAAAUCAUAAGGAAGACCACAAAUUCCCCAUUUCAGGACAGGGAGUGUGUAACUGAUGUGAAACUGUAAAUUCCAUGUUCCCAUCCAGAUCACAGGUUAAAAAUACCUCUGCCUGAGACACUUCUCAGCUAAUACAUUGGCAGAAAUUAUUAAACUGUGUUUCUGCACUUGGAGAUUUCAAGGUGGAAGCAAGAGAAGUCAAAUCCUUUGCUUGCUGGGGGUGAAAGUUUUGUUGAAGCCACCUGGGGGAAGGGACUCUACAUGUGCAGCACAACUCUUGCAUGGUGUGAAGCUGCUGUUUGUUCCUGGUGCCCUUUAUUAACAUGAGGGACAGGAGGGGGGGGAUAUGGAGGGAUUGAAGUGAUGGUUUCCUCUCUCCCAGGUGGAGUGAUGUCUGUGGAGCUGCUGUAAUUGGAGUAAUUUUUAUAGCAGCCCUUAGUGUGUUCUUAAGUAUACCUUGGUAAUUAAGUCCUUCCAGCCCCAGUUUUUCAGUCCUGAAUGGUGGAUAAUCUCUACCUCCCUUUCCAGCCUUCUCAGCUGUUAAGGAUUUUAAUCUAAGAGCCUAUUUUUAGUUCUCCUUUCAUAAAAGGUUGAGUUGAAAUCUUAGUGAAAUUGGCUUAAAAAAAGCUCUAGUAGUUCUGCAAAAAGCCAGAAGGAUAAGCUAGGCAGUAGGAAUGCUGUGAUAUCACCUCACAGUGGCCUUUCCAUGUUCAAUGCAUUUUACAGACUUUAAUCCUCAAAGCCUUCCUGGUAGCUAGGAAGGGACAGUUAAGUUGCACCUUAGAAAACUCUCAUGGAAGUUAAUGGUUCUCUACAAAAAAAGCAGUUUUUCUCCUUUUGAGAGAGAGAAAGGAGGGGCAGGUUGAGAAGUAUGUGCUUUUUUUAUCUCUCUCUGUUUACUUUAAAACUAGACAUUUUGUUUACUGCAGAAGCCUCUUCAGUGCUGGAGGACUAAUUAACUAAGAAUCAAGGGAUGGAAAGCUUAACAUAUGAAAAAUUAUUAUAAUUGUUGUAAUUGGCAAUUUGUCUCAAGUGUUUUGGGGAGGGAAGGAUUGGUUUUCUGGUAUCAGCUGACUUAGAAGGAUCUCAUUUUUAAAGCUUGUUAGUCACUGAUGACUCACUUCAAGAGGAGCCUUGAAUGUUACAGUCAGAGACUCCCAGAGGAGUUUUUUGGCCAAACCAGGGCCAAAUGACACUUAACAAGUAGGAUUUUGUAAAACAAGCAGACUGGAGUGCCUUAUGCAAAGACACAAGCCAGAAGGAAAAGCACUGCUAACAACUUUUUUGUCUUGCUGUCAGCUUCAAAGGGAAGUAAGUUCUUCAGUGAACCACUCCCCCCACAUGUACACUUUGCCUGUUGAUAGGCAAAGAAUUAAUAUGAUAAUUAUUCUGAUGCCACUUAAAAAGCCUCUCCCCUAUCAGUUUGAUCAACAGCUUUGAAAUUUUCAAAAAUACAGAAGUAGGAGACUAGAUGAUUUCUGAAGUUUUCUCCUAGCAUCAUUAGUAUUACUAUUAUUGUUAUUAUAAAUUAUUAGUACUUCUUCUACUUUUCAGGUCAUUUGCAGGCUUUCAGCUGAAUUAAAACAGCUGGGGAAGUUGUUAGAAAGACUACAGACACCACAACAGUUAGCUACAGUUAUUCUGCUCAGCAUGAUCUACCUGUGAGUCUGAUAUCAUCAUAACCUUACUACAAAAUCUUCAUCAGCUACUCAGCAGUUCUCAGAAAAACAAGGUCAAGCCAUUAACUAAAUGUUACAAGUGUAAAUAUUUCACCUGUCCCUUUAUGGUGUGUUCUGUACACAGUAAGGUCUGAAACAAAUGUGUGUAUUGUAUUUGGGGUUUGCCAAAAAGAUUUGUAGAGAAACAUGUGCACAAAUUAAUUGCAGCCACUGAGUUUCUUUGAUCUGUGUUUCCAAAGGGCACACACCUUUGUGGAGAGCAUUUUUUCUGGUCUCUGACAACUCCAGCAAGUUGUUUCAUCCCCUUAAGUCUGAUUCUGCUUUUGCAUUAACAUAGGUAUUUGUUUAGUAAUAAAAUUACUGUGCUGUUGUGCAAGAGCUGUUAAGAGCUGCACGUGCUUCCCUCACCCCAUUCUGUUUGGGACAAGCAUUUUUGGAUUGUCAUCAACUAAGUUUCUACAUUUGGCACUGUGAUCCCAAGGCUGUUGAUGGUGUCUGGCUGCACCUAGAGGUGUAGGGCUGCAGAGCUGGCAUUGUGAGUGCUGUGAGGCUUUCUGUGCUAAUGACAGAACUCAAAACUGCUUUGUACACAGUGAGUGUUCAUAUUAGUGUUCAUAUUUUCCCUUCAUUCAGCCCAGCCAAUCCAGACUGUUGCCCUGGAACAGCAUCUUCAGUACCACAUGUUGCAUCUGGGCUUCCCCAGUUAAAGCCCUGUAUCAGGAAUGUAUUAAAAAGUGCCUGGUUUUGACAUUUGCCUUGAUACAAUGCUAAUCCUGCACAUCAGGGGAUGGUUCUCUAAUAAUCCAUCAUCUAAAAUUUUCCCCAAAUCUUGCCAUUUUUGUACUGGGACAUAAUAACUCUCUCCUCUGUCAGAUUUCUUUAGUAUUCUGGUUUGUGAUAGAGGUCUGAGGCAGAUUCUCACAGAAAAGUCUAAUUGCUGCUUGGGAAAUACUCAAAUAUAACAAUUCAUACAAAGUUUUCUAUGCUGUUGUUCUUUCUUUCAUAUUUUCUUUUCCCUGUGUAAAGAUUGUGUUUGAAAAGGCUGAUGUGAAGUAUGAAGUAAUUGUUCACUGGGAGCCUUUCACUAUGCAAAGAAUUUUCUAAUUAACAUGUUACUGUAUUUCCAUUUGGAAAUCUCUUUGGUGAGAGACACAUUUCAAGCUCUUCUACUAAGCUGAGCUCCAUUUGAAGCACAUUCUGCUUCAAAAGCAGUUGUCUGACUUCCCAGAGCUUGCUUAUUGAAUACACAAAAGGUGUAGAAACAUUUUUCCUCAGCCCCAGAGUGAAUUCAGGGUACCAGCAUCAUAGAUCUCCUCAGAGAAUGACAUGGAGGUGGUUAAGAGCUACCACAACUACUUCAUAAAUAUUUACCUCUUGUGUUAUCCCCAUGCAGACUGCUGGCAGAGGCACAAAUCAAGUGAGAGCUGAUGGGCAGAUGAGCACGUAUGAUUCUUAAACAAUUUUCCCAUGAUCUAUCAUUUUAUGUUGUAUCAAAAUACAAUCAUUGUCUUCUCUGAGGUGUAAUUCCUUGCUCUAGGUCCAGGUGAGAACAUGGCAAGAAUUUUUAGUCUUCUGGAUUUGACUGGCUGGAGUUAUGUAGGGGGAUUGUGCACCCAGGUGGAAGAAGCAAGGCUUCUUUCUAAACUCUCACCAGUCCACCAUCAGUGUGUAGUGAAUCCAGAGUUCCAGCCUAACAAAUAGGAAUUCCUGUAAUUAUUUCAGCUAAAUAUGCCAGUUGUAAGAUCAGUUGCUAUAAUUAACUAAGUCCAGCUUAGCAGCAUUGAGGGAAUUUCUCAUUAUCUGAUACUAGAGACAUUAUUAAGCUGCUUUGAAAUCUUGGCUUUUAUUAUCCUCUAAAAAUAUUCUGUUCAUGUGCAGGAAGUUUCUUAGACAUUUAGGUAAUUAGAACUAACCAACAUGUUGUCUAAUAGCUUGUUUCAUAGAUUAGAGCAUGAAUGUUCAUGUUGGUGUUGAUUCAUAUUGGUUUAUUU
Molecule: messenger RNA, 5304 nt
Organism: Calypte anna (Anna's hummingbird)
Lineage: Eukaryota; Metazoa; Chordata; Aves; Apodiformes; Trochilidae
Gene: ACADSB
Product: acyl-CoA dehydrogenase short/branched chain
Exons: 11
Coding region: 412-1524 (370 amino acids)
Cellular component (GO): mitochondrion
Molecular function (GO): acyl-CoA dehydrogenase activity; flavin adenine dinucleotide binding
Source: RefSeq, a predicted model, not a curated record